AUGCUGCUGCUGCUUGCUGUUGCUGUUGGUGGUGCUGGUGCUGAUGCUGGUGCUGCUGCUGGUGAAAAGAAAACGAACCAGAUCCUACGGGCUUUUCUAUUUUUGUACUGGACUGCACUUGUAAUGCGUGCGCGGAUGUAUGUGUGUCUUGUUGAGUGCUCCAUUUACGAUAACCACGAUGGAGGCGAGUGGUGGAAACAGUGGGCUUGCGAAUGGCCAGCAGAUGAGCUGUAUGACGAAGAGGAAGACUGCAUCUGGUUGGGCGCAGCGAAUAAGACAACUACCGAACUGGAUUGCGUAUGGGCGCCAGCAAUUGAGAAACAUUUCAUUCUGUGA
Molecule: messenger RNA, 336 nt
Organism: Gongylonema pulchrum
Lineage: Eukaryota; Metazoa; Nematoda; Chromadorea; Rhabditida; Gongylonematidae
Source: the annotation of a GenBank genome assembly